Molecule: messenger RNA, 2496 nt
Organism: Vombatus ursinus (common wombat)
Lineage: Eukaryota; Metazoa; Chordata; Mammalia; Diprotodontia; Vombatidae
Gene: TRPV1
Product: transient receptor potential cation channel subfamily V member 1
Exons: 15
Coding region: 1-2475 (824 amino acids)
Biological process (GO): calcium ion import across plasma membrane
Cellular component (GO): membrane
Molecular function (GO): calcium channel activity; protein binding
Source: RefSeq, a predicted model, not a curated record
AUGAAGAAGUCAGGCCCAGAGGAGGCAGAAAAUCCCAACGAGCCUGGCCCAGGCACCCCCGACAACAGACUGGGCUCGAAGCCCCCGCAGCCCAAGAGCCGGAGUCGCCUCCCCGGCAGGUGCGAUUCUGAGGAGUCUUCCACGAUGGACUCCUCCUAUCAGGAAGGAGAGCUGGCUCCAUGCCCCAUCAUUAAGUUCAGCCCCAUGGUGGAAAGGCCACGGGGUAACGAUCAGUCUGACGCGCAGCUGUCUCAGGAUUCCAUUCCUACCAACUCAGAAAAACCCCUCAAGCUCUACGACCGCAGGAAGAUCUUUGAGGCUGUGGCCCAGGGCAGCUGUGAGGAGCUCAGCGACCUGCUGGUCUACCUCCAGAGGAGCCAGAGGAAACUCACAGACAGUGAGUUCAAAGACCCAGAAACAGGGAAGACCUGCCUGCUCAAGGCCAUGCUAAACCUACAGGAGGGCAAGAAUGAGACCAUCCCCCUCCUUCUGGAGGUCGCCAGGCAGACGGGCAGCCUGGAGGAGUUUGUGAAUGCCAGCUACGUAGACAGCUACUAUAAGGGCCAGACGGCUCUCCACAUUGCUAUCGAGAGACGGAACAUGGCCCUGGUGACCCUCCUGGUGGAAAAUGGUGCCGACGUCCAUGCUGCAGCCCACGGAGACUUCUUUAAGAAAACCAAAGGAAGACCUGGCUUUUAUUUUGGCGAGCUGCCUCUCUCUCUGGCGGCCUGCACCAACCAGCUGGGCAUCGUGCAGUACCUGCUCCAGAAUCCCCACCAGACCGCAGACAUCGAGGCCAAGGACUCCGUGGGCAACACCGUCCUCCACGCCCUGGUGGAGGUGGCAGACAACACCGCGGAGAACACCAAGUUUGUGACAAGCAUGUACAACGAUCUCCUGAUCCUCGGCACCAAGAGUCACCCCACCCUGAAGCUGGAGGAGAUUACCAACAAGAAGGGGCUCACGCCUCUGGCGCUAGCUGCCAAGAGCGGGAAGAUCGGGGUGCUGGCCUAUAUUCUCCGAAGAGAAAUCCAAGAGCCCGAGUGCAGACACCUCUCCCGAAAGUUUACCGAGUGGGCCUAUGGGCCGGUACAUUCUUCUCUCUACGAUCUGUCCUGCAUAGACACGUGCGAGAAGAACUCUGUACUGGAGGUGAUUGCCUACAGCAGCAGUGAGACCCCAAACCGCCACGACAUGCUGCUGGUAGAGCCCCUGAACCGUCUACUGCAGGACAAGUGGGACCGAUUUGUGAAACGCAUCUUCUAUUUCAAUUUCUUUGUCUAUUCCGUGUACAUGGUAGUCUUCACAUGUGCUGCCUACCACCGGCCUGUGGGUGGCUUGCCUCCUUUUACAUUUGACUAUACCACUGGCGCCUAUUUCCGAGUCACAGGAGAGCUGCUCUCGGUUCUAGGGGGAAUCUAUUUCUUUUUCCGAGGGAUUCAGUACUUUCUACACCGGAGGCCUUCCCUCAAGACUCUGUUUGUGGACAGCUACAGCGAGGUGCUCUUUUUUGUCCAGUCCGUGUUUCUCCUGAUCUCCGUUGCACUAUACUUCAGCCGUUGCAAGGAAUAUGUGGCCUCCAUGGUGUUCUCUCUGGCGAUAGGCUGGACCAACAUGCUUUACUAUACCCGAGGCUUUCAGCAGAUGGGGAUUUACUCAGUCAUGAUUGAGAAGAUGAUCUUGAGAGACCUGUGCCGCUUUAUGUUUGUCUAUAUGGUCUUCCUGUUUGGAUUUUCCACCGCGGUGGUGACGCUGAUCGAGGAUGGACAGAACAGCACAGAGACUGCCUGCCAUGGGGGGCGUCGAUCUACCAGCUGCAAGCCAUGCACCAGCUCCUACAACAGCCUGUAUUCCACAUGCCUGGAGCUCUUCAAGUUCACCAUUGGCAUGGGGGACCUGGAGUUCACUGAGAACUACGACUUCAAGGCGGUCUUCAUCAUCCUCCUGCUGGCCUACGUCAUCCUGACCUACAUCCUGCUGCUCAACAUGCUCAUCGCCCUGAUGGGGGAGACCGUCAAUAAGAUCGCCCAGGAGAGCAAAAACAUCUGGAAGCUCCAGAGAGCCAUCACCAUCCUGGACACUGAGAAGAGCUUUCUGAACUGCAUGAGGAAGGCCUUCCGGUCAGGAAAGCUAGUGCAGGUGGGCUACACACCUGAUGGGAGAGAAGACUACAGGUGGUGCUUCCGAGUUGAUGAGAUCAAUUGGACCACUUGGAACACCAACCUGGGCAUCAUCAAUGAGGACCCUGGAAACUGUGAAGGGAUCAAGCGUACCUUAAGUUUUAAUCUACGGUCCAGUCGAGUUUCAGGAAAACACUGGAAGAAUUUUCCUCUGGUUCCACUUUUGAGAGAUGGCUCAAGCCGAGAUAGGCGCUCCAACCCCCCGGAAGAAGUGCGCCUGAGGCCCUUCUCGGGGUCUCUCAGGCCUGAGGAUGCCGAAGUAUUUAAGGACCCCCAGGUUUUGGGCUCUGAGUGAUGACCAUGGUCCAGGCCUCCG